AUGGUGGAAGAGGCGCUGAGGGAGGAGACACAACGAGAGGAGCCACAAACCGAAGACUGCUUUGUUGGGCCUCGAGAAUUAGCAUGUCCAGUCGAGGAAGACAUCAUCCCUUGUGUGUGUUCUCAGUGGAAUAAGAUCUCACUCGACCUUGACUGUUCAGAUGUGGAGGAUGAGGACGACCUAGCCAGAGUCUUCAAGGCUAACUUCCCUUAUCCUCAGUUCCGGAGAUUAACCAUCAAAAACAAUCAACACGUGAAGGUCCUACGUAAAAGUGAUCUAGGGAACAUAACCUUCGAACAGUUCUGGAUCACUGACGGCGUUCUUGAAGAAGUCGAAGAAGGAGCUCUAUCAACCAGUGCUUCAACCAUUGUCAAUUUAGUCUUCAAUUUCAACAACAUCUCCUCUUUCCCCUUCCUCGAUCUUAAAGACUUCCCAAUGCUUACUUCCCUGGAUAUGAGACAUAAUGAGAUAAAAGGAUUUCCUGAGCUAUAUUCUGAGACACUAGGGAGUCUCUUUCUCUCAGUCAACCCUCUGGGGGAGCUUCCGGUACACGCCUUCGCUAACACCCCAUCACUGGUCAACAUUCACCUCUCUCAAACCAGGAUACCUGAAAUUAUUCCAGGAACCUUUGAAAACCUGAAGCUCCUGAAGAACCUAGGAAUGGGCGCUAAUCUCAUCACCCACCUGGACGAGAAUGCCAUACAGUGUAGCCAUACCACUGGACUUAUUGAUCUCGGAUACAACACUAUAAGAGACGUGCAUGUGAACGCCUUCCCAGGUCUCGUUAAUGGUUGGAUUUACAUUCACCACAAUGGGAUUAAGUUUUUAGAGGAAGAGGUAUGGAAGCCGCUUAUUGAUUCCGGUGGCUAUAUUGACCCUUAUGGUAACCCUCUGGAGUGUGGUUGCGACGUGGCGUGGGUAGUUCGUGAUCCAGUUGUGAGAGACGGGUUCGAUAUUUAUACCUCGUGUGCUGACGGCCAGAUGUUGGUGGAUUUGGACCCCUUUGAUUAUGUACCGUGCUAGUGUGUCUGUCUGUCUGUCUGUCUGUCUAUCUGUCUGUCUGUCUAUCUGUCUGUCUGUCUGUCUCUGUCUGUC
This is a messenger RNA of Homarus americanus (American lobster), 1095 nucleotides long. Its product is annotated as oplophorus-luciferin 2-monooxygenase non-catalytic subunit-like. The transcript is spliced from 5 exons. NCBI's taxonomy places the organism in Eukaryota, Metazoa, Arthropoda, Malacostraca, Decapoda, Nephropidae. The coding region runs from base 1 to 1023 and encodes 340 amino acids. Gene Ontology annotation, molecular function: protein binding. The record is from RefSeq and is a predicted model, not a curated record.